GGGGGAGGGGUGCCCAGCCCCGCUCCGGGAAAGCCUCACUCUGUCCACUCUGACACGGUGUCCUCCUGCCGGGACAGGGGACGCAGAGCCGAGGACAUUGCGGCCACCAAGACAGAAGCCCCCAUACCCAGCUCCCUCCCCAGGAUGGAUGUGGGGCUCCCCCUUGGGCUCCACCUGCUGCUGCUCCUGCUGGCGGUGCCCCUCAGGGGCCAGACCAGCCCAGGCUGCUACGGGAUCCCAGGGAUACCAGGCCUGCCGGGGACACCUGGCAAGGACGGUCACGAUGGGCUGCAGGGGCCCAAGGGUGAGCCAGGAAUCCCAGCCAUCCCCGGGACCCGAGGGCCCAAGGGGCAGAAGGGAGAUCCCGGCACGCCUGGCCAUCCUGGGAAAAAUGGCCCCAUGGGAGCCCCUGGGAUGCCAGGAAGCCCAGGGAUCGGGGGCCCCCCCGGGCUGCCAGGUGAUGGGGGCAGAUACAAGCAGAAGCACCAGUCGGUGUUCACAGUCACUCGGCAGACAGAACAACAUCCGGCAGCCAACGGCCUCGUCAGGUUUAACGCAGUCAUCACCAACCCACAGGAGGAUUAUGAUAGGGCUACAGGCAAGUUCACCUGCAAAGUGCCCGGCCUCUACUACUUCGUCUACCACACCUCGAUGACCGACAACCUGUGCGUGCAGCUGUACCGCAGCGGCGUCAGGGUGACCACGUUCUGCGAGCACAUGUCGCAGGGCAGCAAGCAGGGCAGCAAGCAGGUCACCUCGGGCGGCGCGCUAGUGCAGCUCCGGGAGGGGGAGCAGGUGUGGCUGGCCGUCAAUGACUACAAUGGCAUGGUGGGCACCCAGGGCUCCGACAGCGUCUUCUCGGGCUUCCUGCUCUUCCCUGACUAGGGUGGGCAGCCUGCUGCAGCCCCAGGGCUGCCCCGCCUCCCUCGGCUUCCCACACCCUCGCUCAGCCCUUCUCCCCACCUGAUGGACUCCUCCUCCAGGAAGCCCACCCUGACUUCUUGCCCCUCAAGUCCUCUCCCUGCUCUGCGCUCCUUCUGGAGUCAGUCACUGUUGCACCGUCCCUGUGACGCUUAACCGAACACUUCUGGGACUAUUAUUCAUUUUUCUCAAGUUCGGAAAGAGGCGGGAAGAUAUAUGAAUAAAUAGCUAGUUCAAUACA
Chinchilla lanigera (long-tailed chinchilla) is the source of this 1162-nucleotide messenger RNA. RefSeq names its product complement component 1, q subcomponent, C chain (gene C1qc). The transcript has 3 exons. The record is from RefSeq and is a predicted model, not a curated record. Lineage: Eukaryota; Metazoa; Chordata; Mammalia; Rodentia; Chinchillidae. Gene Ontology annotation, molecular function: protein binding. The coding region runs from base 145 to 885 and encodes 246 amino acids.